AACACCAUACUUCCCCAAGAACUCUGGGAAUCGCCACAAAUCGUUCAUUCCAUCCGAGUUUCGUGUCAAGGAGCCGAAGCCCGAUUGAAAUCAACGUUCGCCGCCGUCCAUCGCAUCCCGCAACCGUGUCAGAAAGCACAUCGAGUAGCUAUCCAUGGGAGGGAGAAGUAAGAAAAGCUCGAAUAAAUCGAAUAGGAGGGGUGGUUCACGUGGUCGAGGCCUCUUUGUGGAAGGCGGAUUGUUGUCCGAUUGGGCAGGCUAUGGUUCUUCCCCUUCCCGAGGGAAUGGAAACUUGAGAUCCGCGAGUGGGAAUGGGGAAAAUCAGGGCUCGAAAUCCGACUCAGGAUUUGUGUCCAAAAGGAACGCCAAUAAAAACAGAGGAAAUGCUAUCGGUUAUCACUAUCCGCAGGAAGAUGAUGCAACUGUAAAUGAAACUGAAAAUCAAGGGACUAAUUUCGAUAAGUCAAGUCCUAUAGUAUUGAUAAAUUCGGGCAAGACGCCAAUUGUCGCUUACAUGGAUGAGGGGCCGACUAAGGAGUUUCAAAAUGUCAAGUAUCUGUAUGAUUCGACUAGUUUUACAUUGGAUGAAAGCUCGCAUAGAGGAUUGGGGUUCUACGAUGAUGGGGAAACACCUCUCGAAGGUGUCGGAACCUCUUCCAAAAUGGAGGAGAAAGAGAGCGAUCCUCUGACCGUAUCUUCCUCCGAGGAGGGUCGUAUGCCGGAGAUGAAAUCUGGUUCAAAUGCUGAAACGUCUCAGAAUGUGGCAGCUCUUGAGGAAAACCUUGGUUAUCUGGUUAUCGGAGGGCAAAAAAUAUACGUACACGAUACCAGCAGUGAGGAGGAUGAUGAAGGAGAGGAUGGAGAUACAGAUGAAGACAGCUCGGGCUCAGAUGAGGAGGAUGAUUCCUCUGCAACAUCAGAAGAAGAUGAUUCGUCGUGUAGUGGUUCGGACAUUGAUGAGGAGGUCGCUGCCGAUUACUUUAAUGGAAUUGGGGGUGUCAGAAAAAUUGUCAAUAUUGAUGAGCUUGUUGGACGUGUUCCUGAUGUGUCUGACGAUGACAGUGAUUCUUCUGAAGACAGCGACGAUGAAGCAUUGCCAAAGAUGGAUUCGGAUGCCUGUAUGGCAUCUUCAAGUGGGUACGGCUUGAAAAAGAUUGGAUUAGAAAGACAGUCUUGUAGAAAGGAUAAAAAGCUAACACCUGUCCGGUAUUCUCAGUCGUAUGAUCUGGAUGACCUUAUGUUUGUGAAAGAUCCGAGAACUGUGUCGGGAAAGAAAAAGCAUGUUACAAAAGUUAUGCAGUCUUAUCCCUCAGAAAUUCGCAGAGACAAAAAAGGCAGGGCUUUGCCAGGGGAAAAAAAGAAGCACCGUAAGGAAAUGAUUGCGAUUAAGCGUAGAGAGAGAAUGAUUCAACGUGGCGUAGAUCUUCAAAAGAUAAAUUUGCAAUUGGAGAGGAUUGUUCUUGAAGGCAUAGACAUGGAAUCAUUUCCACCAAUGCACCAACGGGAUUGUUCCCAGGUACGCAGAUUAGCCAGCAUUUAUCGCUUGCAAAGUGGAUGCCAAGGAUCCGGGAAGAAAAGAUUUGUGACGGUGAUGCGAACACGCCACACGUGCAUGCCGUCCUCAAGUGAUAAGAUUCGUCUCGAGAAGUUAAUAGGAGCAGGCGAGGAUGAUGAUUUCUCGGUUGUUGAUGGCAAGCCGGUCAGAACAGAUAAGAAGAAGGCUAAUGGUGCAGAAUCUUCCGGGAAAAAAUCAAGCAAGAACUCAGUGAAGGAAGCUAAAAAGAAAACAAAGAACAGAGUUGGAUCCUACGCGGCUCAGCCCUUAACCUUCAUCUCGAGAGGCAAUAUGGACGCUGAGAUAACCAAGUCCAAAUCAUUCGACGCUAAAACUGAACCAGUAUCUGACCAGGUAGAAUACGGAAAAUUCGAGAUGCACACUACUGGUUUCGGCUCAAAAAUGAUGGCCAGGAUGGGAUAUGUCGAAGGUGAGGGCUUAGGUAAAGACGGUCAGGGCAUGGCGGAGCCCAUCCGAGUGUCCAUAAGGCCUAAAUCCCUAGGGUUGGGCGCAGAGCUUCCGGAAGCUUCCAGCACACCGCCAGCCGUUCAACCCCGGAACAAGUCAGUCGCAUCGAGUUCCAAAUCCUCCUCCGGGGCAAAAGGCAAAUCAGCGAAAAAUGAAAGCCCUAGAUUUGUUUCGGUUGAAAAGCACAGCAAAGAAUUCUCAAGGCACGGUGAAACCGUUAGUCGCAGUCCAGCGCCCGAAAUCCGUGGAACUCGGCGUCAAAACCUGAAUUCUUUAAAGCCUCAUAUUAUGUAGUAAUAAUUCCGAGCAGUUACUCUACAAUGUCUCACAUCACUUGUUCUCUGUUAAUCAGUCAAGUCGAGCUAAAUACUUGAUAAUUA
Andrographis paniculata is the source of this 2403-nucleotide messenger RNA. RefSeq lists its product as uncharacterized. Bases 155 to 2317 code for a protein of 720 amino acids. Gene Ontology annotation, molecular function: nucleic acid binding. The record is from RefSeq and is a predicted model, not a curated record. The transcript has 8 exons. NCBI's taxonomy places the organism in Eukaryota, Viridiplantae, Streptophyta, Magnoliopsida, Lamiales, Acanthaceae.